UAUGUCUGCAUGAGGAGGAAGCAACAAACGCGCGUACCAUGGACAAAUUAGCGAUUUUUAAGUUGUUAAUUUUACUAUUUCUGUGUGGAGAAAAAGUGACUGAGGCUACCAAAUUAAACUUUCCUCGUGUUCUGCUGCCCAUCUUUGAUAAAAUCUCCAUCAAUUUUACAUUGCAAGUUAGUGAGAAAGGAUGCUACAAAUGGACUUCUUCAAGACAGGAUUUGAUAUUGAUUACGCCACUUUAUGAAGAUGCUGAUGAAACAGAGUGUUCCUAUGAAGCAACAGUUACCGUCCUAACGAGGGAACGCCGACGAAACACUGCAAUCGUUCUGGCUGAAAAUGUAGCCACUGGCGAUUCUCUGCGAUGCGAUGUUAUUUUGGAUGUGAUUGAUAGACUUGGCGUUGAGACAACAACACGCCAGUUAUAUCUAGAAGAAGCCCCCGAAACAUUCGUUCUACACGCAGAAGAUACGCAGGGCAAUGUAUUUACCACGUUAGAAGGCGUUGAAUUCAAUUGGGUUAUAUCCUCGUUGAAUAAGGACAGUAAAGACUGGUCAUCUGCUUUAAGGUUUUUAACAUUUACUGAAAGUCCGUACCAUGAAGUACCUAAAGCACUAGAGAAAUUUGAAGCACAAGGUCUAAAGGGGUAUAUGGUGUUGUUAGAAGGCAUUAAUACCGGAACAGCAAAGGUUACCGUAAAUCUGCCCUAUCCGGAGUAUGGUUAUGUUCAGCCAAUUGUAGUAUACAUUAAUGUUCUGGCUAAUAUCAUUUUGGAACCAUCAGAUGUUUAUGUUCUACCAGGGGAUACGGUCAACUUCCGUAUCCUGCAGUUGAAAGCAGGCAAAUUGCAGGAGAUUUCUCUAAAUAAUCAGUAUUUUUUGGAAAUUGAAGACAAUAAUAUAGCCAGUAUGAAAGGUGUUUCAGCAACUGGUCUUAAAGCUGGCACUACUAUGGUCGUAUUGCGAGAUCGCAACGUGCCCAAUGAUGGUAGUAUAGCGGGUGAUAGCGAGGCUAUGAAAAAUGCUGUGCCAAGCGCUCGUCUUACAGUUGCCCAUCCCAAGAAAUUAGGUCUGAGUCUUUUGCCGCAUAAUAAUUGGAUAACCGUUGAAGGGGAGAAACAUGAAAUCGCCGUAGAUUUAUUUACACACGAUGACCAUAAAAUUACAUUGGGUUCCCGUUAUUCUGUGAAUUCGGAAUUGGACGAAUCGUUGUUUUUUAUUCAGAAGCGUAGUAAGAACGGUUCACGUUUGUAUGGUGAAGCCAUUAGGGAGGGUAUUACCCCAGUAUACGGAUCUUUCAAAGAUUUGACGGCACAAGCUGAAUUACAAAUUUACAGCGAAUUAAUAUUGUUGCCUGCUAAAGUAAUUUUGCCAUAUGACCCAAAUAUCAUCAAAACCCAAAGAAUUCAAUUCCAAGCCAGAGGCGGUGACGGUUCUUACGUUUGGAUGUCACAUCAGCCACGUUUCUUGCAUAUAAAUCAAAAUGGUCUAGCCACUACAGUAAUACGGGAUUCGAAUGUCAAGAGCGGUUAUGAUACAUACGAUGGUGCCACCGGAACACUGUUGACUGCCCAUGCCCACGUAAAAGUUGCACUAGCAAAAAAUCCAAAAAUUUCACGAUUAGCGGAUGUUUACUUUGUGCCACCUGUAAAGCUAGAAAUUGUCAAAUAUAACUUUGAAACAUCUCUAAAUGAUUACGUUCAACUUCACGUAGCUGUCUAUGCCUACGUCAACAACACGCUUAUGCCGCUGACAAAGUGUGAAAACCUGGUCUUCGAUUUUGAAUUUUCUAACCAGAUAUUCCAAGUUGAUUAUAAUGCUGCCUCAGCUUACAAUACUGUAUUAUCUCCAGAGGCUUGUCAAGUUGUGCACUUGCGCAGUACUGCAAUUGGACUCACUCAUCUAAAGGUGUUUUAUAAAUUCCGAGAAAAAACGUUGAAAGAUGAAGUAACCCUAAGUGUUUUCGAACCGUUAGCAAUUCUAAAUCCUUUAGAGAACCAUGUAGUUUUGCCAAUUGGGUCGUCGCGUAAUGUUAUCUACACAAAUGGUCCACAGAAAAUAUACACACUCGAAGCAGAAUUGACGCAAGGUGUAGAUUACGACCAAAAUAUUGCUCGGGUUUCUGAAAUCGAAUUUGAUACACAAAACAACUUGUAUGCCUUCACGAUAUUGUGCCGUCAGGUUGGCGAGACAACUCUGGAAUUCAAUGUUUUCAAUGCAUUGCUUACACCAAAUUUCCAGCCGUAUCACUCCAAAAUUACCACCAACAUCUAUUGUGUGAAACCACGGUUCCUUAAUUUAUACACAAGGGAACAGUUGCGAUCAUCAUGCCCAUUGGAAAUGAGAAAUGCUUUGCUACAGCUAAAGGAUCAAGAUGACAAAUUCGAAAUCGAAAUUGAGGUUCAGGAUGCUAAAAAUCGUAAACUAAUGAAUAUCACAUCACUAUUUAUUGAUUGGGAGUUUGCGGCUGGAGAACAGCGUUAUCACAGUGGAGCCAUUAUGCAUCAUCGUGAAGCAGAAGAAGAAUACUUGGAAAGUAUUCGUUUGCCCGGUAAGGAUAUUCUGGUAACACAGCUGACAGAAGUUGCACAAAAUUUCCGCAUCAAGGGUGUAGUGACGAAGUAUGAUGACUUGGUGUUGAGAAAACAAAAUAUAUACCCUGAAGAGCCACCAUUUGGCAUCAAAAAUCCCAAGACUGGAGAUAUUUAUACGCCCAUCAUUGAGAAUGAAAUUCGGUUUAUGACUGUCAACAGUACCUUCUUCCCUUCGGACCACAUCAGCAUUUUCUUGGCGAAGGGUCGUCGUGAACGCAUCCCAAUGUCUCAAGGUAGUGGUUUCUAUGAUUUCCAACUUUCAGAAUCGGGAAUAGUUAAAGUUGAAUUUGACAACAAAGAAAAAGAACUGAUUGUGUCUCCCCUCCGGAUUGGACAUACUCGUCUUGAAUUGAUUGAUCGCUGCUUGAUGAAUGAACCUGCACAUUUGUCUAUUUCGGUAGUAAGCAUUGGGGCUAUACGUGUAGAAGUGCCUGAUAGAGUAGAACGUACAAAGUCGAUUGAAGCAAUUGUUAAACUGUAUGACUCUCACGAUAACUUGCUACACAUUGAUCCAUUCAAUUUGCAAAUCUAUGAAUUGUCAGAAGAAGUUUUCAAUGCGAAUAUAUUGAGCAUUCAAUUGGGUGAUCAAGUGGAUUUGGGUAUUGGCGAAAUAAGGUACAUAAUAACAGGCAAUAAUUUGGGUGAGACUAAAAUAAUUUUUAGUUCUGGUAGUGGUGAGAUGUUGGUAUCCAGCGAGCCUGUAAAUGUUCAAGUAUUCCCUCCUUUACGUCUAUACCCACGUAACAGUACGUUGGUUGUAGGAUCAAGCGUACAAAUUUACUACCAUGGUGGCCCACAACCAGAUGUAAAUAUUGUUUACCACGUCCACGAUCAAAAAGUUAUAAGUAUGGAAUCGGCUAUUGUAACUGCCUUCAAAUUGGGCGCUACUAAAAUUACCGGAAAAUGUAUAAUGACAAAUCCCAUAAAUGGCAAAGAGGUUGUAGUUUCCGAGGAUACUGUUGAUAUACACGUAGUACCAUUGGUUAAUAUUCAAAUAAAAACACCUUUGGUGCGUAUCCGCAGUGGAGCCGUUAUGCCAGCUUAUAUAUGGGGAACUCCUGAUUUAUCUCCCAUGGUCUUGGGCACCUUGUCUAAUAUGCAUAUAACAUGGUCAACUAAUCAACCCGAUGUAAUUAAUAUAUACAACGUUUUUGCUGAUGCCGGCAUUGAAUACUCUGAUACUGAUUUAAUUUCGGUUCGUAUUAAGGCAUUAAACCCUGGAAAAGCAAAAAUCCAGGCAACCGUUCAAUUACCGGGCGGACAGAAAAUCUCUACUUUUGUCGAAGUAGUUGUUUUCAAACAACUUGAACUGGAAUCUCCAAAACACAUAACCACGGAUACAAUUUUGCUAGCACCACGUAGCUCCAUUCAGUUGAAAGCGAACUUAGACGAUGUCCUCUAUAGACUGUCCAGUGAUAGUAAUGCCAUUGUUAAAGUGACGCCAGAUGGUAUUGUACGGACACAAGAGACUUUGGGCAGAGAUUUAGUCAUUGCGAAAACAUUUGAUCAAACUUUAGCCAUUGGUAUUGAGGUUAAAAAUGUCCAAUACAUUAUGGCCGCGCUGGUGUAUCCCACAAUCAAACUAAAGAAUACCGAAGAGAAAAUUCCACGUGGCAUGAAUUUCGUGUUGAAAGUUUCAUUGCAUGACAAUUUAGGCAAUGAAUUCUCGCACAAUAUCGAAGAUGUCAACGGCUUGAAAUAUGAUUUAUCUCACAAGGAUAUUGUGGAUGUUCAAAUUGGCAAUAAUUUAACUGUUGCGAUAAAUCUGCCACGUGAAACGAGCAACAUGAUUGCCAUAAGUUUAAAGGAUGCUACGGGAGUUAAGCAUGCUGAGGAUUAUAUCAAACUGUCAGUUGGCGAUUCCAAGCAUAUUUAUCCAACUAAGACAAUUUUCUCUGUCGGUGACAUUAUAUGCUUUGAUUCUCCACUGCCAUUGUCAUCGAUUUGGAUGAGUUCGGAUGAACAAAUUAUCUCCAUCGACAGUCGAACAGGAGUUGGCAGAGUACUUGGAAAUCGUUAUAAAUUGGGCGAAAAAGUGCUCGUUACCAAUGGCGAUAAGGCAAGCGGCAAUUUUAUAAAAUAUGAUGUUGAAGUUCGUGAUGCCGAUGUGAUACAAUUUGAAAAAUCUUAUGAUAUAUUUAGUGGGUCUCUUUAUCGUGGACAUUUUGUUGUGCGCAAUCAUUUGCAAGUUGAUAAAUUUACAAAUUUGGUAAGUUUUCCAAUGGAAACAACGGGUAGUAGCUGUGCUGCAGAUUAUAGUGCUCUCGUCGAGGGUCUAUCUGCACUGCUUUACGACUAUUCAAUGCAUUGA
Molecule: messenger RNA, 4904 nt
Organism: Musca vetustissima
Lineage: Eukaryota; Metazoa; Arthropoda; Insecta; Diptera; Muscidae
Gene: Gp210
Product: nuclear pore membrane glycoprotein 210
Exons: 18
Coding region: 39-4904 (1621 amino acids)
Cellular component (GO): nuclear pore
Source: RefSeq, a predicted model, not a curated record